CAGAGCAGAGGAAGGCGAGAUUCAGUGAGAGCUUUUACCUGGAAAUGUAUGCGUUUUUGCUACAUAGUUUGUGACUUUAUAUUUUCCAUUGGGGUAAAUUCGUUUUAGCCUAGUCGGACUGAUCAUAGACCAUAUUCCCACAUUGCGCAGUGGAGAUGGUGAGUGUUCCGGACGCAGUUGUUCUUCACGAUGGGGAGACUGUAGUCAAGGAGCAAAUGGAACCUGAGGACUGCAGCGAGAUGGCGAUGGAAGCUCGGUGUCGGGCUGGAGAUGAGAAGGCUGACCGGUGGCGGUCUCUGGGAAUCGUAUGGAGAAACGUUAUCCUCAUGGCCCUUCUGCACAUCGGGGCGGUGUAUUCCAUCCUUGUUAUCCCCAGAGCGAAGCUCCUUACCUGGGUCUGGUCCUACGUGUGUUUCAUCGUGACAGCCCUGGGGGUGACAGCAGGGGCCCAUCGGCUGUGGAGCCACCGCUCCUACAGGGCCAAGCUUCCUCUCAGAGUCUUCCUCGCAGCCGCCAACUCCAUGGCCUUCCAGAAUGAUAUCUAUGAGUGGGCAAGAGACCACCGUGUGCACCACAAGUUCUCAGAGACAGAUGCAGACCCCCACAAUGCAACACGAGGCUUUUUCUUCGCUCACAUUGGCUGGCUGUUUGUGCGUAAACACAGUGAUGUCAUCGAGAAGGGAAGAAAGCUGGACGUCACUGAUCUCUUGGCUGACCCCGUGGUCCAGUUCCAGAGAAGGUAUUAUAAGACCUCAGUCCUGAUCAUGUGCUUCCUGGUUCCCACUGUGGUUCCCUGGUACUUUUGGGGUGAGACACUGUGGAACUCCUACUUCCUGGCAUCCAUCUUGCGUUACACGGUCUCGCUCAACGUCACCUGGCUGGUGAACAGCGCCGCCCACAUGUACGGGAACCGGCCGUACGACCAGAACAUCAGCCCCCGCGAGAACCGCUGGGUCACCUUCGGAGCCAUCGGUGAGGGUUUCCAUAACUUCCACCACACGUUCCCCUUUGACUACUCUACCAGUGAGUUCGGCCUGCGCUUCAACCCCACCACCUGUUUUAUCGAUCUCAUGUGCUGGAUGGGCCUGGCCAGCAACCGCAAGAAAGCCUCCGUGGAAACAAUACAGUUCAGGAAACUAAGGACAGGGGAUGGGAGCUACGGAGCGGUCAACAGCACACAAGAUAAAGAAGCAUGAGUGGUGGUUCUCACUGAACCAAGUCGUGGUUGAGAAGUCCAUGAGAAUCUAACGGACCGUGGAAGAAGUGGCGGGUAGAUAUUCAAUAUAUCAGUCAAAACAAGGCCGUACUGCAGCUUCCAUGGCGACGAAUUAGUUGUUUAAAAAACGCUUGCAGGAGCAUUUCAGCGUUAUCUACUCACUAUGCUGAAAGUUCAGUCUCCACAUUUACAUGACACCACACCACUACUCUCAGUUAUAAAACAGAAGUCUCUCGUUCAUGAUGUACUUCGUAGUGGGAGCGAUUCAGAUUUGAAUUCAAUACAAGACAGAACAUGAGAAAAAGACGUGAGGUUACGAGAGCAUGUUCCUGAACUUUGAUCUAUCCCUUUGAUGAAUUGAUUCCACUCUAUUAUCAUGUGUAAGGAGUGAUAACAUUACCAUAGGACUUGUAUUACUGCUCUACUGUACUUUAUAGUAUUGUUGAGAGAUGAGCUCAUCUGUUGUAUGCCUGUGUUUUCCUCCCCCAGUGGUGGAAUGGCUGUAUUUGUUUGUUAUCUGUACCUGUCUUGUGUGGGUUUUAUACUGUGUCGAUAUCAAUAGCCUAUAUACUUCUGGUUUAGUUCUAAUUGGACACACACAUACAGUUGUGUUUAGCUAACCUUGUGGAGACACACAAUUGAUUCCCAUUCAAAAUCCUAUUUUCUCUAACUCCUUACUCUAAACUGAACCCUAAAUCGAACCCUUACCCUAACCCGAAAACCCAACUCCUAACC
Molecule: messenger RNA, 1951 nt
Organism: Oncorhynchus mykiss (rainbow trout)
Lineage: Eukaryota; Metazoa; Chordata; Actinopteri; Salmoniformes; Salmonidae
Product: stearoyl-CoA desaturase 5
Biological process (GO): unsaturated fatty acid biosynthetic process
Cellular component (GO): endoplasmic reticulum membrane
Molecular function (GO): iron ion binding; stearoyl-CoA 9-desaturase activity
Source: RefSeq, a predicted model, not a curated record